Messenger RNA from Arabis nemorensis, 1845 nucleotides. The record is from the annotation of a GenBank genome assembly. NCBI's taxonomy places the organism in Eukaryota, Viridiplantae, Streptophyta, Magnoliopsida, Brassicales, Brassicaceae.
AUGAGAAAAAAUUGUGUUCUUAAUCUUAUCUCCUUCCCUUGCUUUCUUCUCUUUCAAACUUUCGACACCAUUAACGCGGCUUGUGAAGGCAGUUUAUUCGCCGUAAACAGCACUUACAGUGAAAACCUAAACUCUCUCUUUUCUUCUCUUGCAAGUAACGUAACCACUACCAACGGCUUCUUCAACACUUCAAUUGGAGAAGGCUCCAACAAAAUCUACGGUCUUGCACUUUGUGGACGAGGCUACAAGAAUCAAGCUUGUGUGAAUUGCGUGGAACAAGCGUCUCAAGAAUCGCAAAACAGAUGUCCGAAUCUAAUGAACACGUUCAGGUGGACUACCAGAGACAUUGACAAUGUUUCUUGCCUUGUACGUUACGCUAAUAACUCUGUUUUGCGGAAACUCGAGCUUUGGCCAGCUACUUUGUCAGAUAAUCCUUUGAACAUAGAGUCACCAAAGAGCAUUAUACUUUUUCGACGAGAAUGGGAAGCAUUGGUUAACCUCACAAUGGAGUCAGCUACAUUGGCUCCUGAGAAUUCCUCGGUUGUGCACAAGUUCUAUAGUGUUAUAAGAGCAGAGUUCACAGAAUUUGCAGAUGUUUACAUGAUGAUGCAAUGCACUCCUGACAUUUUGUCUAGUGAGUGCAGGAGAUGUCUUAGGCAGUGUGUGUUGAACUUUCAAAACAAUAAUUGGGGAAGCCAAGGCGGUGCGGGUCGGCUUCCGAGCUGUUAUUUCCGGUGGGAUCUUUAUCCUAUUUCUGGUUCUUCUGAGAAUAUGACUAAAGUCUCUAUGAUUAGUCGUGUUUCCAGUCUUCCUCAAGGAGAUACUAACAUACAACCUAGAAAUGCGAAGAAAGAGUGCUUUGUUUCUGAUGAACAAUCUAUGUUGCGGUUUAGUCUUGGUAUGAUACAAACCGCAACUAAUGAAUUCUCCCCGGAAAAUAAGCUUGGUCAAGGUGGAUUUGGAACUGUCUACAAGGGAAUGUUAGCGAACGGGCAAGAAAUAGCGGUGAAGAGAUUAGUUAGCGGCUCUGGUCAAGGAGAUACUGAGUUUAGGAAUGAGGUUUCACUCUUGACAAGACUCCAACAUAAGAAUCUUGUUAAGCUUCUUGGAUUCUGUAAUGAAGGAGAUGAAGAGAUUCUUGUCUACGAGCUUGUCCCUAAUUCAAGUCUUGAUCAUUUUAUCUUCGAUGAAGAGAAACGUUUGCUUCUUACAUGGGAUGUGAGGUUCAGAAUUAUAGAAGGCGUUGCUCGAGGUCUUGUUUAUCUCCAUGAAGAUUCUCAGCUGAAGAUUAUUCACCGAGACUUGAAGGCGAGCAACAUCCUUUUAGAUGCUGAGAUGAAUCCUAAAGUUGCAGAUUUCGGGACAGCGAGGUUGUUCGACAAUGAUGAAACUCGAGCUGAAACAAAACGAAUAGCUGGAACCCGUGGAUACAUGGCUCCCGAAUACCUGAAUUACGGACAGAUCUCAGCUAAAUCUGACGUUUAUAGCUUCGGUGUUAUGCUUCUAGAGAUGAUAAGUGGUAGAAGAAACAAUAGCUUUGAAGGAGAAGGACUUCCAGCUUUUGCAUGGAAGAGAUGGGUCGAAGGAAAGCCUGAGAUUGUAAUUGAUCCUCACUUAAGCGAGAAUCCGAUAAACGAGAUCAUAAAGUUGAUUCAGAUUGGUUUGUUGUGUGUUCAAGAGAAUGCGGCAAAUAGACCAACCAUGAGCUCUGUAAUAGUUUGGUUUUGUAGUGAGACUAUCAUCAUCCCUUUACCUAAGGCUCCUGCUUAUGCUAGGAUUCAAUCUCAAUCUGAAAAUGGUACAAUGUCAAUGAGCAAUGUCAUCACGGAGUUGAGUUCUCGUUAA